UACCGACCCUUCGUUUCCCUUUCCAAACCCAAAAAUCUCUCACUGUCGUUCCUCACUAACACACACACCCUGCGCACGUUAGCAUCUUCCCCAUACCCAUUUCAGUAGAAAGAGAGAGAAACCAAAAGAGAGAGAGAAAGAGAAGAAAACGAUAAUGGCGUCGGCAACGAGAGUAGAUCUGGAUGGGAAUCCGAUAAAGCCAUUGACAAUAUGCAUGAUCGGAGCUGGUGGCUUCAUUGGUUCUCAUCUCUGCGAGAAGCUCAUUCACGAAACUCCUCACAAGAUCUUGGCUCUUGAUGUUUACAACGACAAGAUCAGGCAUCUCCUUGAGCCUGAGACUUCUGAAUAUGCUGAUCGUAUCCAGUUCCACCGACUUAACAUCAAGCACGAUUCUCGUCUUGAAGGCCUCAUUAAGAUGGCAGAUCUGACGAUAAAUCUUGCUGCGAUCUGUACUCCGGCGGACUAUAACACUCGCCCGCUCGACACUAUUUACAGCAAUUUUAUUGAUGCUCUUCCUGUGGUGAAGUACUGUUCCGAAAACAAUAAGAGGCUCAUUCACUUCUCUACUUGUGAAGUGUAUGGGAAAACGAUUGGAAGCUUUCUUCCCAAAGACAGUCCUCUUCGUCAGGAUCCUGAGUAUUAUGUUCUCAAGGAAGAUACAUCUCCCUGCAUCUUUGGUGCUAUUGACAAGCAGAGAUGGUCUUAUGCAUGUGCAAAGCAACUUAUUGAAAGGCUGAUUUAUGCUGAGGGUGCGGAAAAUGGUCUUGAGUUCACCAUUGUGAGACCUUUCAACUGGAUCGGUCCCAGGAUGGACUUUAUUCCCGGCAUUGAUGGUCCAAGUGAAGGUGUUCCAAGGGUUCUUGCUUGCUUCAGUAAUAAUCUCCUACGUCGGGAGCCUCUCAAGCUUGUGGAUGGUGGUGAAUCCCAGAGAACUUUUAUCUACAUAAAGGAUGCUAUUGAGGCAGUUCUUUUGAUGAUCGAAAAUCCUGCUAGGGCCAAUGGGCACAUUUUCAAUGUGGGCAACCCUAACAACGAAGUUACCGUCAGGCAGCUUGCCGAGAUGAUGACUGAGGUUUACUCAAAGGUCAGCGGUGAGCCACCGAUAGAUUCUCCAACCGUUGAUGUCACCUCCAAAGAAUUUUACGGAGUGGGAUACGACGACAGUGAUAAGCGAAUUCCGGACAUGACCAUCAUCAAUACACAACUUGGGUGGAACCCAAAGACCUCCCUUUGGGACUUGCUUGAAUCGACUCUUACAUACCAACAUAGGACAUAUGCUGAGGCAAUCAAGAAGGCGAUUGCUAAAUCAACCAGCUAAAUUUCUUGGGUGGUCUCUGGUGGCACUCAAGAGAAGGAUUCUUUCUUUCUUGCUUAGAGGUUUGCUGUCGUUUAUCAUAAUCAUCUUCAUCACCAUCGUCAUCCAGUGUUUCUUAAAAUUCUUUUGUUUUUAAGAAUGUGAAGAUAUAUAUAUCUUAAUCAUCGAAUCGAAUAUACACUACAAUUUUAUUCUUUUUUUUUUAUAUAUAACUUCUCUAUGGGGUCGUUAGUCCUAGUUAUAGUAUCACCAUCAUCAUCAUCAUCGUCACAUUCACUAGUAGAAUGAAAGAGAAGAAAGAUCUGAAAUAUCAUAUAUCUUACAUAUAUAUAUGUGAAAUGUUUUCUACUAGAGUUUUCAUUUUGGGCUAAACGACAAUCAAGGGGGACAACCAACUUGUUAUACUGAGGGGGAAAAGCUGUCGUUUCUCUCUCUUUAAUUUUUCUUGUUUCCUUAAGCAUUGUCAUAUCAUAUUCCUUUCUUUCUUCUGUUAAAAGCUGUGUUGUAUUAUUUAUUUAGUUUGACCUCUUGUGGGCCCAUUAAAUUAUUAUUAUAAUUAUUUAUUAAUAUAUUUAUAUAUUUCCCA
Molecule: messenger RNA, 1901 nt
Organism: Cannabis sativa
Lineage: Eukaryota; Viridiplantae; Streptophyta; Magnoliopsida; Rosales; Cannabaceae
Product: UDP-D-apiose/UDP-D-xylose synthase 2
Exons: 9
Coding region: 155-1318 (387 amino acids)
Molecular function (GO): carboxy-lyase activity
Source: RefSeq, a predicted model, not a curated record